GAAGUGGUCCGUGGAGAAGCGAUGUCAUAUACCAACGGUUCUUCGUUAAAGGGCCCCGAAGCGAAUACUUUGAGGUUGCAAGGGGUUAGACGAUUGAAGAUACGCGGGCCGCUGAUCGCGACAGAGACGUGGAUAUCCAGCGAGCUGUAGAUGCUUUCCAAGCCAAGGCGAUGCGUCUCCGGCGAGAAGAGGCAAGCAGGAUUGAUGAACAAAGCGACUUCGGCCCCCCAAACUCUUGGCUACGACGGCUGGGGGCUGCUUCCCAUCUGAAGUAUUUCAGCCAUAAGAAGGCUUUUCUGCGAGGGCUUAUAUCGAUGGAAUAUAGCAUUGACUCAGACCAACCGCAACACAGUGACGAUGAUGCACUUAGGCACAUCCACUCUGCUUUCGACUCUUUGGUCAUGGAGGCAAAGCUGAUUCUAAGACCAGAGAUCGUAUCGUGGAAUGCGCUGUUUGAGGUCAACCGGAAAGAGCUCAAGAAAGAGCGAUCCAAGCCGUUCCAUUUCAGGCUUAGGCCGGAGACGCAAAGGAGAUACGCAUUACAAUGGAAGCAGUUUCUGGCAUAUGUUGUCCGGGCCAUGGCUCUGGGGGAUCCGUCUAAAAGGCCGCCUUUCAAGCUCAGCAGGAAACAAAAGGACGCUUUCGAGACGCUUAUAGGCAAUGCGAGAAGGCUAGCGGGCGUUUGGACAGACGAGUGCGACCCAGAAGAAGCCAGCUUUGCUUCGUUGCUCGACACCGUUAAGACCGACGUCUUGGAGCUGGCCAUAUCCACGCUGGACCAUUUCACCAAGGCUACAGAGUAUGACAGCGUGCUCGUUAGCUUCUUGAUGGUUCUUAGUGUACGAGUAGACGACCUACAUUGGUAAGACUCUGAUUUACUCUAGCAGAGUUGAUUUAAUUAACCCUUGUACGACCCACUAUGCGGGGGGUAGAGUUGAUUUAGAAGAUUUCCGCAAGAGGUUUAGUGAAAUAGCUAUCUAACCCCUUUACUAAGCCGGCGAGUGAGCCAGGUUGUCUCGGUCCGGUGUAGGGAGUCUCAGAUAAGGAGGCAAAUGUCAUCGCAGCCGCCUGGGUUAGCAAGCGCAGGUUGAAGUUUACGAUACAAUUGUUAAGGGAAAUAGUGUAAAUCAGGCUAGGAUUGAUUACAGACUUUAAGAUAGAAAGUGGUGUU
Trichoderma harzianum CBS 226.95 is the source of this 1171-nucleotide messenger RNA. RefSeq lists its product as hypothetical. The transcript has 2 exons. Bases 171 to 866 code for a protein of 231 amino acids. The record is from RefSeq and is a predicted model, not a curated record. NCBI's taxonomy places the organism in Eukaryota, Fungi, Ascomycota, Sordariomycetes, Hypocreales, Hypocreaceae.